GCAGACAACGUGUGUUGUGAAUGUUUUUGCAUUCAUCCGAAUCGUAUUGGUUGCUCCGGUUGUCACGUCUGAGCGAGACAGUCGGUGCGUCCGGUAAAGUGAGCUCCGACGCCGUCCCCGUUCAUCGCAGCGGGUGGCGCGACUGGAACACGUCGGUUGGUGCGUGCGUAAAGACGGAGCGCGGAGCUGUCGGGUCGAGAUCAGGCGGACGGUGAGCCGCCGAGUGACGCCGGGCAGACAUGCGGCACCCGGGGGUCUCUCUCGCUCUCUCAGGACCUUCAUAUCACCCCACACUGUGCCAACCCAGUAGAAACCAGUAGAGUCCAGUGAAGGCCCCGGCUGCAUCGGCAGAAAUGGCUCCUGCAGCCAUGUCUGUGCCUCCAUCCCCUCCCCGCCUCUCACCCCUCCUCUCCUUGUUCCUCUCCUUCUUCCUGCUCCUGUCAUGUCCUGGACCGGUCCAAGCGGGUUCAUCGGAGAAAAACUGUUCAGCCAGUGAAAUCGUCUGUCAGGACGGAGUGGUGCUGCCCGUGUGGAACCCUCAGAACCCCUCUGUAGGGGACAAAGUGGCACGGGCCAUUGUUUACUUCGUAGCACUCAUCUACAUGUUCCUGGGCAUGAGCAUUAUAGCAGACCGAUUCAUGUCGUCUAUAGAGGUCAUAACCUCCCAGGAGAAGGAGAUCACCAUUAAGAAGCCAAAUGGUGAGACGACUACGACCACAGUCAGAAUCUGGAAUGAGACCGUUUCCAAUCUCACUCUAAUGGCCUUGGGUUCUAGUGCCCCGGAGAUCCUGCUGUCUGUUAUUGAGGUGUGCGGUCACGAUUUUGAGGCCGGCUCUCUGGGUCCCAGCACCAUCGUUGGUAGUGCUGCAUUCAACAUGUUCGUCAUCAUCGCCUUGUGUGUGUACGUGGUUCCUGAUGGAGAGACGCGCAAAAUCAAACACCUCCGGGUGUUUUUUGUCACAGCAGCAUGGAGUAUCUUUGCCUACAUCUGGCUCUACUUAAUUCUGAGUGUCUUCUCGCCCGGGGAAGUGGAGAUAUGGGAGGCAGUGCUGACCUUCCUCUUCUUCCCCCUCUGCGUGGUCCAGGCCUGGGUGGCCGACCGCCGCCUCCUCGUCUACAAGUUUGUCCGCAAGCGUUACCGUGCCGCCAAGAACCACGGCAUCAUCAUUGAGACUGAGGGUGGGGCGGACGAAGGCAUGGACGGGGGAGUAGGGGGAGGAGCGCUCGGUCCGGGUGGGUUCACCAAGAUGGACAUGCUUGAGCUGGACGGGCAGAUGGCGUUGAACAGUCACAGUGGGAUGGAUGGAGGGUUGAUGGAAGAGGGAGGAGCAAAGGACGAGCAGAACGAGGCCAGGAAGGGCAUGGCGAGGAACCUCAAAGAUCUGAAGCAGAGGCACCCGGAUAAGGACAUGGAGCAGCUGAUCGAGAUGGCAAAUUAUCAGGUCCUCAUGCAGCAGCAGAAGAGCAGAGCAUUCUAUCGUAUCCAAGCAACCAGGAUGAUGAUCGGCGCCGGCAACAUCCUCAAGAAGCACGCCGCCGACCAGGCUCGCAAGGUGGUGAGCAGCCAUGAGACCCAUGCCCAGGAGGACGACCCUCACACCAUCCGGAUGGACUUUGAACCCCCUUUGUACCAGUGCUUUGAAAACUGUGGUUCCCUGAAACUGACUGUCGCCAGACAUGGAGGAGACUCUGGAGUCACUGUCAAGGUGGAUUAUCGCACGGAGGAUGGUACAGCGAACGCAGGUUCAGAUUAUGAGUUUGCAGAGGGAACACUGAUGUUUAAGCCUGGAGAGAACCUCAAAGAGAUCACAGUCGGAGUGAUCGACGAUGACAUCUUUGAAGAGGAUGAGUAUUUCUACGUCCACCUCAGUAACCCCCGAGUGGUUGGUUAUCCUGAGAUCGGCACCGCCCCCCUGGAUGCUAGUGCCACCCCCAAAGCUGUGCUGGGCGAAAACCACACAGCCACAGUGACCAUCUACGAUGACGACCACGCAGGUAUCUUUACCUUUGAGAGUGCCAGUCAGAGGGUGAGUGAGAGCGUAGGUGUGAUGGAGGUGAAGGUGCUCAGGACUUCAGGGGCCCGGGGCCUGGUUGCCGUCCCCUAUCGGACCGUGGAUGGCACCGCUAAGGGAGGGGAGGACUACGAACUGGCCUCUGGCAAGCUGGAGUUUCAGAACGACGAGACUAUGAAGAUCGUCAAGGUGAAGAUCAUUGAUGAUGAAGAGUAUGAGAAGAACAAGACUUUCACCAUCGAGCUGGGGGAGCCAGUUCUGUUGGAGAUAGGACAGAAACACGGCGACUCCAAUGAGAACAAGCCAUUGGUGGGAGCAGAGGACGAAGAGGUGGCUAAGAUGGGCUGUCCCAGUCUGGGUGAACACACACAAGUAGAAGUGGUCAUUGAAGAGUCCUACGAGUUUAAGAAAGCAGUUAAUACGCUUAUUAGACGUGCUGAAAAGAGUACGGUAGAUAAGCUGAUCAAGAAGACAAACCUGGCCUUGGUGGUGGGAAGCAGCAGCUGGAGGGAGCAGUUUGUCAGUGCCGUUACUGUCAGUGCAGGAGACGACGACGAGGAGGAGAGUGGCGAGGAGCGGCUGCCGUCCUGCUUCGACUACAUCAUGCACUUCCUCACCGUCUUCUGGAAGGUCCUGUUCGCCUUCGUUCCCCCCACCGAGUACUGGAACGGCUGGGCCUGCUUCAUUGUCUCCAUAUCGCUCAUCGGCGUCCUGACGGCAGUCACCGGCGAUCUGGCGUCACACUUUGGCUGCACGAUAGGCCUGAAGGAUUCUGUGACCGCUGUGGUGUUCGUGGCCCUGGGGACAUCAGUGCCAGACACAUUCGCCAGCAAAGUCGCAGCGAUCCAGGACCAGUAUGCCGACGCCUCCAUCGGCAACGUCACGGGCUCCAACGCCGUCAACGUCUUCCUGGGCAUUGGCGUGGCGUGGACCAUUGCAGCCGUCGCCUGGCGCACCAGGGGCAAACCCUUCAAGGUGGACCCAGGAAACCUGGCCUUCUCUGUCACCGUCUUCACCACGAUGGCCGUGUUCUGUGUGUUCACACUGCUGUACCGGCGGCGGGCCACGGUGGCCGGGGGGGAGCUGGGCGGGCCGCGGACUUGCAAGUUGGUCACGUCGCUGAUGUUCGUUUCGCUGUGGCUGAUCUACAUCAUGCUGGCUUCACUGGAGGCCUACUGCCAUAUACCGUUUUAAAUGGAGAGCAGAGGGGAAGGGGGGGGGGGAGACAGAGAGAGAGAGAGAGAUGAAGACAGAGAGAGAGGGGGGGGGGGGGGGGGGGGGGAGGGAUGAAUCUUCAAGAACGGAAAGGGAUGAGAUGAGGUGGGAAACAGAGCAGAUUGAUAUGGGCCAGAUCUUCAAUUUUCCUUUUCACAAGCCCAAUAUAUACUUUUUUUCCAGUGUAUAUUUAUUUAGCAUUACCAACACCUCUUUUAGACCCAGAGACUCAACAGUCUAUCUGGUGAUGGAGAAACUUCUAGGAUACAUCAACCCCCUUCUGAGUUACGAAUGAUUCAAAGCAUAAGUGACAAAUUCCAGUGCAGGUUUUAAAGAGCACUUUUUAUGUAGCUGUUCAUCAGCAGUGGACAACUCUUGUUCCACUAUACUGCCAAAACCAGCAGGAGAGAAGAAGAGGACUCAGAAAUGAGAGAGCUCUUCACAGGGAGGUAGUGUAGGUGAGGAGGAAAUAGGCUGGAGGCAAGAAUACGAAAGAAAAGAAGAAUACAUGGGCCAGAUUAUUCUACAACCCCCCCUCACUCUCUCUUGCUUCUUCUGUCAUAACUCAAGCUCCUUGACACAGGAACAGUUGGAUUCUCCAAUCACACCUGUUAAACUCUAUCCAGUACUAUCAGUGACUUAUGACUUUUGACCUCUCCUCUGCCAACAGUGCACACACACAAACACACACAAACACACUUUGGGACCCUCAACUGAUUCUGCAACACAGGACAACUGGAAAACUAACAACCUUUUUUCUUUUCUUCAUUCCACCUCUUCUUGAAUACACUGUGCAAAAUAAUCUCCCCACCCCGCAACACACACACACACACACACACACACACACACACACACACGAACUGUACACACUCCUCCAUCCCUCCCUCUUGCCUUACUCUAAUCCCCCCUGUAGGAUGUGUCUUAAAGUUGUGAUAAUGAAACGCUGUAGACACCACGCACCAACCCUCUUUUUAAUUUAGCCAAUCCCAAGCCCCUCUCCUUUUAAUCAAGUCUCGUUAAAGGAAACUUAACCCUGCCCCACCCCCCACCCCUUUUUCGAAACUUUUCAAUGGCGUCACGUGUUGAUGUUGUUACCGUGCAAUUGUAAAAAACAAAAUGAAGAAAAAAAGAAGACAUAUAAAUACAGUAUGAUGAGAGUUGUCAAGAACAUGUGCUUUGGAAGAUAUUGGAUUAGCAGCUGGACAAAGUGGAGAGAGGAUGAGGAAGAGAAGAAGAUAUGUCUGAUGAGUCAAAGUUCUGGAGAACCAAGGAGCAAGCAGUCCUCCUCGAAAGAGCUUGGUCUCGCGGUGAAGAACCAUUGUGCACUACAGAUUGUGAGAUACACUGUUUACACUCAAGUUCCACUAACUUACAGGGAAAUGGAGAUAACUGGAGCAAAGCGGGACAAUAAACGGGUCACAAGAAGGACCAAUCAGAAGGAAGGAGCCCACUGAGGACCUCGCUUGGCAACGACUGGGAAGAUGAUGCCGAGGGCCGUGUUGAUGAUGAGGAAUCAAACUGCGACCGUACCCAGUGUUUCUAGUCGUACGUGAUAUUAUAAGAAACAUUUAAAGAUGUGUGUGUGUGUGUUAGUGUGUGCUACAACACUGAUAUUUCAUUGAUGUUGAGUUGUUCCCAGUUGUGAGGAAAUCCCUGGAGGAAGACGAGAAGGAGCCACGCGCCCUUUUGCAGUGCAGGGAGAUGUUAUGAGGAAAUCCAUCGCUGCGGCUGUGGGACGGGGACAAUAAAAGCCCAGACGGAGGGAAGAGUCGAAUGCUCUGAGGGACGUAUGUGGCAGCUCUGAUAUAUCGUGUCUGUUGUGCAGCAGUUGUAACAUUGGGACGUUUCUUUGUACUCAAAAAGAAACGAUAAAAACCCAGCAGUCUCUGUUAUCCAAAGAUUUGAUAGAAGAGUACUGUCACAGAUCACAGGUAGGGACACUUCUUAUUUUGUAAGUGUUCCGUUUCACCGUGAAGUCAUUGAACUAGUCCCACCGGCUGGCAGCUGUAGUUAAACAAAAAGAAGGGGACAAUUUAAGUUCAUAAAGGUGAUCUCAGCUCAACGUUAUGGUUUCAAGUCCUUAUCACAAGCUCUGCUCUUCCUUCUGCUUUGGCGACAGGUUGUUUGACUCGGGCGUGCGUUGAAAAAGGAAGACGAUGCUAAAUUGAUGCCAUAUAAACUGUCUCGUCAUCGUCUGUGCGAGAAAGUGUGAAAGCCCACAUUUACAUUAGGUCUGUGUUAAUACUCCUGUCCUGCCCAAGGGUUAGACUGCAGCUGGACAGAAGGGACAGCAUAUGGCCUGUCAGUGCACAUUACUAUUAAAUGCCGUGCAAACAACAGCACAAGGGGGGACAGAAAACAACAAUUUACCUGUCCACCAUCUGACUUGUUUAAUAUGCACAAAAUGCCGCGCUGCUUUCUGCCCGCUGAGGAUGCUGUCCUCUCAAAGUCAGCUCAGUCGUGACCAGGACACACCGACACCAGCUCGACUGGCGCAGCCUCGCCAAGGUCGCCCCGAUUAUUUCACCGUCUCCGUUUCUCCAUUUCCGUAGUGCACAGCAUCUUUAAACCUGGGAGUGGAGCCGACGUGACGCAGGCCAUCAGCCGGGUUGCCAGGUUUUGACAUGACAUGCACGUUGGCAUGUCUCCUGGCCCACUGAGACGCCGAGACGCCUGCCAGGCGUAACUCCUUUUCUCAAUGACUUAAGCGUCUGUUUCAGAAUGAGUGGGCAGGAUAAUAGUCCUGCUGAUGCCACGGGAACACAAGAACGCCGGGACUGAUUUAGACAUGUAGGCUUUUUAAAGGUUGAUGAGCCUUUUGCCGGAGUGUGCGCUCGUGUGUGGAUGCUUCCUAAAUGCAACCAUAUUUUUAGCCUCUUGCCUGUUGCUUAGUGACCAUCUAUCUGGAAGCCGAUGUCUUCUUGGCUGUCGCAGGUGUAUGUGAGGCGUGCGUGUGUGAGAGAAAUUCUCUGUUGAUGUUUCUUCCUUUUUUUGCUCGUCCUUUCCUUCAGUGAAGUUUCUCAAUCAUUUUUUUUCUGUCUAAGCAGGUGAUUAUCAUCAUAUGUUACCCAUCAUAUGUUCAUCUUAUGCACACGCGUGUGUGUGUCCGCGUGUGUGUAGCUGUUGUAAUCUGCCGGGGUUCACCCUGUGUCCCUGGCGGACUCCCAUACGCUAGAUUAAUGAAUUAGAUGCCAAAAUGUCCAGGGUUGGAUUCCCUCCCGUGUGUGAGGGGGGUUUGCGUGUACACACAUCUGUCAAAUUAGAUUAGAUAAAUAAUAUUUCUGGCUGCCGAUUGAGUCGGAAUUGAUGGUGGCAACGCUGCUUGAGAAAGUGUGUGUGUGUGUGAUAACUCCAUCACUGUCAUACACUAUAGUUGUGAGGACGCUCAUCGUCACAAGCUAUUCCAGAGCUCCUUUACCCGAAACCUCAAGCAUCACAACUUGAUGCCAAACACCGAACUCUAACCUGAAGCUUAAAACCGCGUGUUUAACCCUCAAACUGCCAUUUGAAGUUGAGGACGGGCCUCGCUCCAACUGGGUCUUGGACGGUCACUGUCUGCAGAACAAAGAUCCGUGAGAGCUGAUAUUCGGCAGCAGGUCCCAUUAGUUCGAGGUGUGAGCACUUGGUCUCUCGGGCUGCUUCGUUGUGGGCGUGUUCGCAGACAUUUCGUUAAUGGAAUCUGACUUUGGGAUGCAGAGAUUUUGUGUUCAGUUUCAAACCUGGAGGCUGGCAUCUUUCCUAGUGAGAAGUUUUUGCAUGUUUCUAUGGGACAGAUCUUCUGACAACAUGUAGGAGUGGGGUUGGUCACGAAGGCGAAGCGGUCUUGUCACCUGGAGACCAGAGGUGUUCAGUGUGAGAGAUUAUGAAACAUGAUGCGAUGAAUAAGCAGAUGAAGCGUAGAAACCAGGACAUUGUGAAGGAAUCCAGUGAUUUUGUAAAACUCAUUUUUACGAAGCAUUUAUGAAGCACCCUGCAUCUCUUUACCACAGAGUGGAGAACCUGUUGUUUCUGGAUGGAAAUGUUCCCAUUGAAAACUUCAGUUUUCUCAGUGUUACUCAUCACAGAAACCCGGGACUCCGAGUCAAGUUAAUGUCAUGGGUUUUAAUAUACCAAAUUUUUAUUCUUGGAUUAUUUAACAAUUUCAGGUGUUAAAAGUAUUUAUUUUAUCUAUUUUAUUAUGAUCUUCAUUGAUAUUCAACACUUCAGAUGUUCCCCAGACGAGUGUUAACCAGCCUCUUUAUGUGGAUCAGCAUGUUUGUUUCUCUACCUUUCCUUUCUCCGUCUCUCUCUACUGUUCCUCUCUACCUUACUAAUCUUUGUUUUAAUCAUUUUUACACUCAUCAUUUUAUUAACUUAUCAUGCAGUCCUAUUUAUGAGGUCACAAAGUGCUUUUGAUAUAAAUAAUUGGUAAUAUACUUUUUCCAUAUAUUUUAUUAUCGUAAUUCUGCUGUGGGCCUGUUUGUUUUUUUUUGUGUUGUUUUGGUGAAUAGUUUUGUAAAAAAAAAAAGAAAAAAAAGCCCUCAGAGAGUAGAACAGCCAAUUAGCACAGAAACAAAUGGAUCGUGCUCUUUACCUUUUUAGUGUGUGUCAGUGUGUGUAUGUGCGUGUGUGGGGACACGUGCAUUUCUUCAUAUCAUUCCAUCCACGAGUGUGUCCAUGCAUGAAUUAAACUCAUUCUGAAUACAGUGUUGAUGUUGCAAACGUCGUAGUAAAAAGUAUUUUUAAAUGCUUAAAAUUGACAUGACACGAAAAAAUGAUAUAUGUUUACAAUGACCAAACUUUUCUUUUCUUUCCCCCCCUCCCCCCCCGUCAAAGAUGAAAUAAAAACUUGACUGGCAAACACCGCCAAACUGUGUGGGUCUUUUUCCACAGAUGAAGUCUAAACUCGUGUAAGGUUAGGGAUAAAUUUGUCAACUCUUAAAUCCAACAUCAACGACGCAAUUAGAAAACGACCCUCUACGUCCUGAGCCACAGCCGCCCUCACUGGGCUACGUGGUCCCCCUCCCCAAUCUUAUGGAGUUCAGUGGUUAAUCCCUGUAGUGCCCCUUUAAAGGGCCUCCAGCGCAUCAUCAUUCA
This is a messenger RNA of Scophthalmus maximus (turbot), 8303 nucleotides long. It is a transcript of the gene slc8a4b, whose product is annotated as solute carrier family 8 member 4b. The record is from RefSeq and is a predicted model, not a curated record. NCBI's taxonomy places the organism in Eukaryota, Metazoa, Chordata, Actinopteri, Pleuronectiformes, Scophthalmidae. The transcript has 17 exons. Gene Ontology annotation, cellular component: axon; postsynapse; sarcolemma. Bases 354 to 3206 code for a protein of 950 amino acids. Gene Ontology annotation, molecular function: calcium:sodium antiporter activity. Gene Ontology annotation, biological process: sodium ion transmembrane transport; cell communication; calcium ion import across plasma membrane.